UUUUUUUUUUUUGAGGAUCUAAUUUCUCUCUUUAGUUGAAAAAAAAGUUAAGCUAUCUGCUAGCACAUGUAUGUUUGUUGCUAACUAACAUUGUUAAUUUGUCCACUAGCUCGAAACAGAAGCCAAGUCAUCUAAUAUGUUUAACAUAUAUGGUAGGAUUGCACCUACUAAUCAGAUUGAGCGCAAAGAUGGCGAAAUUAAACUAUUUCUGUGACGCCAAAAUUAAAGGCCUGCGUGCAGGAUUUAGGAAAUAGAGCACUAGAGAAGACAAGUCGCAAACCAACACGGUAUCUUUGUUUGGUCCUAAUUAACUAGUGCGCGUAACCAUAAAAUACAUCUGCAAUUUAAUUUGUGUGGAUGGGCCUCAUUUGAUUUUUGUGGAAACGAAGCUGCAUGGAUUCCAUCAGGGCCUGCUUUACUCAGUUUUAAAAUUCAUUUUUGUACGGAGAUUUCGCAUGGAUUCCGGACGUGCUUUACUUAAAAUCGUGCUGCCGUGCCUACUCUGAAGAAAUAAUGUUUUCAAGUCGGGAAUCAGAGGCACUAUCCGCGGCAAUUCAAUGAACUUCUAAGCAGCCUUCGGUUAAUCAUUUUAUAAUAACGAAUCAACUUUGCAAAUAAAAAGUAAAAUGGAGGACCCAUUCCCUUGGCACUUAGCAGCCAGAAAAGAGAGAAAUGGAAAAAGGAAAGGAGAUAUAUAUAAAAAAGGACAAACGAAUAAGCCAGUGGUACAUGUAAUUUUGAUAAACAGAAGGGCCUCAAAUGCUAAUAGCUCCACCAUAGUAUUUAGUGUACGUAUUUAUCUGCCCCUUGUGUUGUGUCCCCGCCUUGCCCACACUCGGCUACCAUCUAGCCAGCUACCAGCCUCCUCUCUCGUGCCCAUGACGACCCGGACGCAACCACCACUGCCGACGCGGCCGGCUCAGGCUCACCGGCGCCAACGCGCGGCCUCCCACUCGUCCUCGUCGUCCUCGUCGUCGUCUUUCUCCACGGCCUCCUCCACCGCCUCCUCGCCGUCGCCUUCCCCGCGCACCACCUCCAUCCCCUUCUCCUGGGAGCACCACCCGGGCAUCCCCAAGAGCCACUCCUUCCUCCGCGGCGCCGCGGACCCUGCUGCCUCCCCGUCCGCGCCGCUCCCGCUCCCGCCGCCGAUCCGUGCGCCGCCCUCCCGACGCCGCGCCAACCGAUCGGCGCCGGGCGCUCCCGGCGCCGCCGCCGCCGACCCCUUCGCCGCCGCGCUGGCAGAGUGCACCAGGGAGCGCACCAACGCCAUCGACAUCGACGCGCUGUUUCCUCCUAAGCCGGCGUCGGCCGUCCGCGCCGGGCCGCGGCGGUGGUCCAUCGCCACUGGCGGGGUGGUAGGAUUACUGGACCUGUACGGCUGCAAGAACGCCAUGGGCGUCGCCGAGGGCGCCUUCGUCGUACGCCGGCCGGUGGUGGCCGUCGGGCGGGCGGGCCAGGGCCGUGCUGGCCGGCCCGGCAAGAGAUAAGGGCCCUUCCGAAUUCUGAGAUCCAUCAACUGUGUGGGCUCAACCAGGUACAUAAAUAAUGGAUGUGUGCAGCGAGCGAGUGGUGGGAAAAUAUCGAAAAGAAAUCUCACCUUUUCUUUUCGUUUCUUUUUAUUUUCUUUUGGUUGUACUUUGAUGGUAUUCUCAAUUCUACUUAGUGGAUGUGAUUCAUACAUAUAAUUGAGAAAAAGUGAUAUAUCAACCGAUAUAUCUUAUAUGGCUCUUUGUAUAUAUAUGUAAAUAAUGCAUGUGUCUUACUACCAUGUUUAAAUAGUCAAGCUUUUGCCAAAUUUUCGAAAUUAUGCUGUACGAAAACAUGAUGCUUUUGAGUAAUAUAUCUAUUUUUGGUAUA
Aegilops tauschii subsp. strangulata is the source of this 1857-nucleotide messenger RNA. RefSeq lists its product as uncharacterized. The record is from RefSeq and is a predicted model, not a curated record. Lineage: Eukaryota; Viridiplantae; Streptophyta; Magnoliopsida; Poales; Poaceae.